AUGGUGAAAAGGAAUGGUUGCGAUGGGUGUCUGUACACCACACGAACGAGUUGUUUGGAACAGAAUGCCCAUCUAAUUUUUUUCCAUUUAUUUUAACCCUUUAGCCCCGCAUUAAGAGUAUGGUGGACCUCCAAAGAUAUGAAAAAUCUCCCUCCAAGUCGAUAUAAAUAAUAACUCUAGUGAGAACUGAUCUUGUGGCACAUGCGCCUUUCAAUUCUAUGGAUCUCAUUUCUCUUCUCGCCGUUCCCUUAUGCAUAUGCUCUAUUCUAAUAUUCUUCUAUGUUCGAGCUAGUAGCAGUAGCAGUAGUAGUAAAUCGCCGUUUGCACAUCGUCGCCGCCUCCCGCCUGGCCCGAGGCCCCUCCCCGUAGUCGGGAGCCUCCUCGAGCUCGGCGACAGCCCCCACCGUGCCUUUGCGCGCCUCGCCGCCGGCUACGGGCCCCUCAUCUCCCUCCGCCUUGGCCGCGUGACCACCGUCGUAGCCUCCUCCCCCGACGCCGCCCGCGACGUCCUCCAAAAGCACGACGCAGCCUUCUCGGACCGCUCCGUCCCCGACGCCGUCCGCGCCCGUGGCCACCACCGCUACUCCGUCCCGUGGCUGCCGCCGGCCCGCCGCUGGCGCCGCCUCCGCGGGGUGUGCACCGCCGAGCUCUUCACGCCGCAGCGCCUGGACGCGCAGAAGUCCCUCCGCCACGACAAGAUUCGCGAACUCCGCGACUACGUGUCCGACUGCAGCGCGAGCAGUUCUGCCGUAGAUGUCGGCCGGGCGGCGUUCGCGACGAGCCUCAACCUGCUGUCGCGCACGAUCUUCUCCGUCGACCUCGUCGACCUCCGGUCCGGAUCGUCCUCCGGAGAAUUCAAGGCGGCGGUGGAGGAGAUCAUGGUGGUGGCGGGGACUCCGAACAUCUCCGACUUCUUCCCGGGGGUCGCCGCACUCGACCUCCAGGGCAAGCGGCGCCGGAUGGCGGUUCUCUUAGGGAAGCUUCACCGGAUCUUCGACGAGCAGAUUGACCGGCGCCUGCGGAGCACCGCCGACGCCGGAGAAUCGCCGGCGCAGGACUUCUUGAGUGUACUUCUCAAGUGCCGGAUCCAAGAAGACGACGGCCCGCCGACGGAGCUUGACCGCCCAGCUCUGAGAUCAUUAUUCACGGAUCUGUUCGCGGCGGGGAGCGACACGAGCUCGAACACGGUGGAAUGGGCGAUGGCGGAGCUUCUGCGGAGCCCACGGUCGAUGGCGGCGGCUCGCGAGGAGCUGGCGCGGGUGAUCGGCCCGAGACGAGAGGUCGAGGAGUCCGACGUCGCGCAACUCCUCUACCUCCAAGCCGUCGUCAAAGAGACCCUCCGCCUCCACCCUCCGGCGCCCUUCCUUCUCCCGCGCCGCGCCGUCACGGACGUCGAGGUCGGAGGCUGCACGAUCCCGGCGGACGCGCAGGUGCUGGUCAACGUGUGGGCGAUGGGGCGCGACCCGGCCGUGUGGGCGAGGCCGGAGGAGUUCGCGCCGGAGAGGUUCCUGAACGACGCGGCCAGGGAUAAGGAUUUUCGAGGGAAGGAUUUCGACCUGCUGCCGUUCGGCGCUGGGCGGCGGAUCUGCCCGGGAUUGCCGCUGGCGGCGCGGAUGGUGCACCUCAUGCUCGCGGCGCUGCUGCACGGGUUUGACCGGGCCUUGCCGGACGGCGGCGCCGGCGGCGGCGUCGACAUGACGGGGAAGUUCGGGGUGACGCUCGCAAAGGCCGUACCUCUCCGUGCCAUGGCGGCCCCCGCUUAGCUUCUUCGUUGACUUGAAAUGUAGAUCUUGUAAUUGUGACAGAUAAAUAAGGGAAUCUCACGAGAGACUAUUUUUUUUAAAAAAAAAUUAUAAUAUUUAAUAGUGUUGAAGAGAGUGAUCGAUUUGUUUAAAA
Messenger RNA from Ananas comosus (pineapple), 1896 nucleotides. Its product is annotated as geraniol 8-hydroxylase-like. The record is from RefSeq and is a predicted model, not a curated record. Bases 219 to 1763 code for a protein of 514 amino acids. NCBI's taxonomy places the organism in Eukaryota, Viridiplantae, Streptophyta, Magnoliopsida, Poales, Bromeliaceae. Gene Ontology annotation, molecular function: oxidoreductase activity, acting on paired donors, with incorporation or reduction of molecular oxygen; monooxygenase activity; iron ion binding. The transcript is spliced from 2 exons.